This is a messenger RNA of Necator americanus (New World hookworm), 3432 nucleotides long. RefSeq lists its product as uncharacterized. Gene Ontology annotation, biological process: intra-Golgi vesicle-mediated transport; early endosome to Golgi transport. The record is from RefSeq and is a predicted model, not a curated record. Lineage: Eukaryota; Metazoa; Nematoda; Chromadorea; Rhabditida; Ancylostomatidae. Bases 1 to 3432 code for a protein of 1143 amino acids. The transcript is spliced from 26 exons. Gene Ontology annotation, cellular component: TRAPPII protein complex.
AUGGACCAGAAGUGGAAGUAUGAUCUGGCCAGUUUGUUACGUGUACAUAAACCUCAUUACGUUAAUGUAACAUGUAAAGGAAGUGAUAAUGGAUUUGUCGCAUACCAAAAUGCUAUUACAACCCGUUUUGCACAGCAUCAGGUUAUCUGGAAACGGCAUGGCAAGCCAUUCCCCUAUCCGUUGACGUUUCCAGUGAGGUUUUGUCCAUUUGAUGAAAACCUCUGCUUUGGACCGCACAUGACCCAAGCAGACUUGCCUAAUAUUGCUUACCUGCACCUAUAUGUCAUUGACUCGGCGUCAGUAGAUGAGUACCGUACCUCUGUAAGGCACAACGUCUCCGAGUGGUUUGCAAAAGUAAGUAGUAAAAGUGACGUCCAAUGGCUCAUUGUUGUCGACUCGACAAGAGCGAAAGACAAAAAGAAUCGAACGAGCUUAAUGGAGAAAUUAAAACAGGACUUUAGCAAACACACCACAAGGUUGAUAGAAGUGUCAGAGUCUGUGGAACAUGGAUCCUUCGCGGGACUCGAGCAAGCAAUACAAAAUGCAUUACUGAAUCAUCUGGAUGUCUUAACGGGAACUUGGGAAGCAUCACUGAAUGGAUCGCGCGGAAAAUACACAGAUAUGAAUUGGAGUUUGUCUGCGUACUGUUCCUCAACUAUGGAAUACGCUCGGUUGUACUGGAGUCUUGGUGCACUCGAACAUGCUCUAACAAUAUAUGACGAACUCGAUUUGUUUCUUGUUGAUAUUGUCAAUGAAAUGGCGAGUGUUGAAGCGGGAAAAGAACCACGAUGGGUAGUAUCGCUGCGGAGUGCUGGGCUUCCAUUUCGAUCGUUGUAUUCUUCUUUCGAGCAGUCGAAACUGGACUGCAAGAAGGAUCAUGGAUUAGUUGUUAUUCGACAUUUCCUUGUUGCACAUCAAAUAUUGCUGAGUCUCUACAUGUACAACUCAAGACAUCGUUCACGAGGCGCUGCACCAUCCAUAAGAGUUGAUUUUGCAGCCCUGGUAUUAAGGUACACGAAACAUGUUCUAAACACUGCUAUGGAUCAGUCGAGGAUUGCACUGAUGAAUGUUUCCUCUGCACGAUUGGCGUGUUGGAGCCUUGUUGUGUCAGGGGAGGCAUUGCAUAUUGCGGGGCUUCUGGCCGAUCCAUCAACUGUUGAUGGUGCCGCUUCGUCUGUGUGCGCUAUUCAAACACAGAGAUUCUUUUCGAUGCUUGAUCUGGCUAAUUUGUCAAAUAGUGGACGGUCUGAAACAAAAGAGUCGCUUCUCAAGUGGCUUGCUGCAGAGGAUUCCAGUGGAGGCUCAGAAUUUCUGCGAGAGAUGCUGCAAUCGACGAGUAGUUUUGCUCAACAAAUGUCGAAAGCGCACGAUGCAGCCACCUCCGCCUUGCUGCAGUGGGGGCGAAGUCGACAGUCGGCGCAUAUUGGAUGGAAAAUGGCCGAAUGGAUGAGGGCAAAUGGGCGAGAAGUUGGGGCUCUCCCUCUAGAGCUGAGAUUCAUUUCGUCGCUGCUGGAAAGUGGAAUGAAAUCUCAGCCAGUGGUGGAUGUGAUGAAGAAAGUAAUACCAUAUUUGAAAGAUGAUGUCGACUAUGAACGCUUACUGACGUAUCGGCUAUUCAUAGCUGUUCAUGAAAGCGACGAGGAACAGCGAAGAAAGAUUGCAGAAGAUCUAGUAGCUCAAGUUGACAAAAAGAAUACUGCUGAAAAUAUCAGGUUAACCGAUCCGCCCGGUGUUCCGAAGGACCUGCUUCAGGGUGCUAUCGGCGGUUUCACCCCACUUGUACAAAUCCCCAACGGACGAGUUUCUAUGGAUUUCAUAGUGACAUCAUCGUUACCAAUUCCCAUUGAUAAUUUUGGUCUAAGAGUGAAAUUACGAGAAGUGGACGAACAUGUACUAUCAAGGCGGAAACAGCCAGUAUACGACGUCCUCUUCAGCGAACGAGAUCAAAUAUGCAGAGUGGUAACGUUGAACAAACAUUCUUCUCGAGCAAGUCAUAAAUCUAAUUCCCACUCUAAGUCACCUGUUGAAAAAAGACGUGCGGAAAAGUUACUGCUUACCAGUCCCAGUCAAACAAUAACGCCUGGUCAAAAUGAGAUCAUUGUCUCUGCUCUGGCGACAAGGCGUGGUUGCUUCAUUUUGGACAGUGUCCAAGCGACUCUGUUUAAUGGAAGACUUGUUGUUGACGUCGAUAACGUCGCAACGAAGCGAUUUGUUACGGUAUUCGUGCAGAGCACGCCCAACAAGCUGUGGAUUGAUGACAGCAAAGACCUCCUGGCAGGCGUUGUUCAACGGGUCAAAGUGACGAUUGAAGCCGGGUCUUCUGUGGACUGGUCAAAAAUCGAGAUUAAAGCCGAUGUCUGUGAAGGAAUCGAGUUUAUGGGAUCGAAUGGCGUAUGGUCAUCAAAUGUGAGUGUGGAUAUCCCUCCACUUGGUGUAUCUGCACGACAUUCAUUUGAAUUGGUGCUUUGUUUAUUGAUGGAUACAGGAUUGACAGCUUCACCAGCGAUAAGGAAGGCGAAGAUUUCCAUGGAAUGGCUUGGGAGAAUAUGGUCGCUCGAAUUACCAUUUGUUGCGUUGCUAAUAAUGACAUCCAGUACUUCUAUGCUGGAGAAUAAAACCUUGUUCGAGCUGGAAGUGGCACGAGCCGUUGGACACGCCGAGGAAUGGACGGUUGUUUUGGAAAGUGCCAUGAUUGAAGCAGUAGAUCCGAAGGCUAAGGAUGGUACACCAAAUCAGCUUGCCAAAUUGAUUAAUAGAGAUCUCGGGGAGCUAAUUCCAAAUGUUGUGGCAAGCUUAGUAUGGAUUUUGCCGUUAACAAGUGAAUUACCGAUCUCGCACAAGCUAUCUGUUGAUUAUCGGGUGAAACCGACAAAAGAAAAAGUGUCAUUAAAUGGAACUGAGGAUUUCAUAGAUAGGCUCUAUAUUUAUCGAGAAACGUUUGAUCUCCAUGUACCGAAGGUAGGCUACGAAUUAUGCGCACAAAUGCUGUCUCAACAGCCUGGUGCUCAAUUGUGCCGCGCUGGUGCUGCCUGUGAUCUCGUGAUCUCAUUGAGAUCCCUAUCUUCGUUGCCACCUGUAGAAGUUCUUUAUAUUGUGUUGGAUGCUGACGAGAAAUUGUGGACACUGACGGAGAGAGCAAAAGUGUUACACGUAAAGGAGUCGGGCUUGGGUCAAAUCGCGUUCAGUGUAAUACCAUGUGCUGCCGGCUUCUUACCGUAUCCAUCGAUUUCAGUCUAUAGCUGUAAGACUGUUGGGCCUCGAGUCGGAGACACAUGGACAGAAGGAUUGGACAUUUUACCCGGUGUUCCACUACUGUCAUUCCUUCGAACAGCAGGAAAACAGAUUCGAGUUUUGGCAGCAAGUCAAACGGAAUCAGAACCACCAGAACAGAAAAAAGGUUUUAAGCAUAAACUUGGUAAACUAUUUGACUAG